AUGGCAAUUAUUCAUGCUCAGCCUUGCGGGCUGUGGAUUUCGGCGCCGGCGCCAGAGGCCAACCGGAUUGCAAAGCGCAUGUGGACCUAUUUUCUAUGGGAAGAAAGGGUGCUCGCCAUAAAAAGGUUCUUCAAAUUCGCGGCAAGAAAAGACCGCAAAGCUCAAGAGGAGAACAUUAUUCUUUUCAUAACAAGUCUUCAAUUUGCCAAAGGCAUUGCCGUACAGUAUGCUCGGGUGAUGCUCACUAAUUUAGUUUCUGGGCAAACUUUGCUGAAAAUUUUCCAGCCUGGUUUCAGAAAAAAGAAGCUAUGA
Molecule: messenger RNA, 312 nt
Organism: Trypanosoma grayi
Lineage: Eukaryota; Euglenozoa; Kinetoplastea; Trypanosomatida; Trypanosomatidae
Exons: 1
Coding region: 1-312 (103 amino acids)
Source: RefSeq, a predicted model, not a curated record